AAUACCCAGUUUUGCAACGGCUGCUGUCCUCAUCCGUGGGGAGCUCAUACAGCCAUGGAGCCGAGCCGUCUGUCGUGCAUAUCGUUAAUGUUCCUUACUUUAGCAGUACUUGUCAAGGCACAGGAAGUGUUGGUGACAGUCGAGCAGGGCAAUCUACGAGGUACCACAGCCACGAGCGUCUACAACACCUCCUACACUGCGUUUCUGGGCAUCCCGUACGCCACUCCGCCGCUAGGGAGACUGCGGUUCCAGGCUCCACAGCCGGCUGAAAACUGGGAAGGAGUGCGUAAUGCCACCCAGUAUGGCAGUGACUGUAUCCAACCUGACGGCAGCGGCUCCGAGGACUGCCUCUACCUGAACGUGUACGUACCUGGUGUUCCGGAGGAGGGCGCGCAGCUGCCUGUCAUGUUCUGGGUGUACGGCGGUGGGUUCAGAGGUGGCAGUGGUUCUGACGAGGAAUACGGCCCAGACUUCCUCGUCUCCUACGGUGUCAUACUCGUCACUAUUAAUUAUCGCCUAGGACAGCUUGGUUUCCUGAGCACGGGAGACGCUGUCGCCCCUGGCAACGCGGGCCUCAAGGACCAGAGGCUGGCGCUGACCUGGGUACAGAGAAACAUCGCCAGCUUUGGCGGCGACCCACAGCAGAUCACGAUAUUCGGACACAGUGCCGGUGGGAUGUCUAUCUCUCUGCACUUCGUCUCACCGAUGUCCGCAGGUCUGUUCUCACGAGCCAUCAUUCAGAGUGGGAACUUCAUCACCGUACGUCCGCGCACAAUUGAAGAAGCUCGGACUCAUACUCUUAGACUAGGGGCCGCACUCGGCUACGCAACGAAUGAUUCGCAACAUCUGCUCGACUUCCUACAAUCUGUGAACUCUACUGAUCUUCUGGUAGACGAUUCACUCAUCCAGACAGAUGAGGAGAAGAAACACAUUAUAAGCGUUCUCUGGGCGCCAAACAUCGAGCCCGACAUGGAGGGUGCUUUCCUCUCUGACUCCCCUAUCCAGAUGCUCAUCGACGGCCGUUUCAGCAAAGUGCCCGUCAUGACAGGCACUACUUCUGCGGAGUCCGGAUCUGGCGUACUUGAGAACUCGGAGCUCAUCGCCAAUCUAAACGAAGACUUUGCAGGCGUGGUGGGUCCCAGUCUGCACCUGCCUACUGUGGAACAGCAGACAGAAGCCGCCUACGAGUUGAAGGGCUUUUACUUCGGAAACAACAAUAUUUCAGCCGAUAAUCCUGACCCUCUGGUCUAUUUCAACGAAGACCUCUCCUUUUGCGACCCCAAUGAUGCCUUCAUUAGAAAAGUCGUCGAGGUCUCCAACCUGACAGUCUAUUAUUAUGUAGUGGACUACAGAGGAGACAUCAUGCUCACUAACCCAUAUGGAGUUUCACACGGAGCAGAGUUAACUCUUCUUUUCAUGAGAAAAGAUAAAGACUAUAACUUUGAUCCUGAAUCAGAAGAAGACAAAGUGCGUAGGAAUACACUGCGUGUUUGGACGAACUUUGCAAAAUAUGGGAACCCCACCCCUGAGGCGGACCCUGUGGUGUGGGAGCCGUACGACCUGAGCAGCCGCAGCUACCUGCUGAUGCAGGCCAACUUCUCGCUCGCACACGACAGGCUUGGCGAGCGCAUGGACUUCUGGCGUGAGAACGUGCCACUGCUGCCGUUUCCCGACACCUUGUGA
Schistocerca americana (American grasshopper) is the source of this 1683-nucleotide messenger RNA. RefSeq names its product cholinesterase-like. The coding region runs from base 55 to 1683 and encodes 542 amino acids. The record is from RefSeq and is a predicted model, not a curated record. The transcript has 10 exons. Lineage: Eukaryota; Metazoa; Arthropoda; Insecta; Orthoptera; Acrididae.